Molecule: messenger RNA, 708 nt
Organism: Tetrahymena thermophila SB210
Lineage: Eukaryota; Ciliophora; Oligohymenophorea; Hymenostomatida; Tetrahymenidae
Exons: 1
Source: RefSeq, a predicted model, not a curated record
AUGUAUUUAGAUGCUUAAAUUAGAUUAAACUACCAUCGCUUAAAAGAAAAAAAAAUAAUAAAAUGCUUCAAAGCCAUUUUAUUAAGAGACUGUUUAAUAAAUAGGAUUUUCAAGAGUAUUUUAAAAAGAUAUUUAUUAUAUUUCUAUUUAUUAACAUUUCAUACUGAGGUUAACUCUUUUAAAAAAUUCAAUAAUUUCUAAUUACUAAGACUUUGGCUUCAAGAUUUUAUUCAAAAAAAAAAGAAAAAUAUUUAGGCUUCUUUGAUUUAGAGUUUGAAAACUUAAGAAAAUUUUUAUAAAGACUUUUCUCCAUAAAGUAGCUCUUUAAGAAAGACUCUACUUAAUAAUAGAUCACCUAAAAAUUUUUUACAAACAUAAAAUCUUACUUAAUCAUGCUUCAAAGAAAACUCUCCAUUAAGAUUCAGCAUAAAUAAUAAUUAAAAAGAAACCUUCUAAAUAAGAGAUAUCAAAAGUAGCAAUAUGAAUUUUACACAAUUAAAUUCCCUUAACACUAAAAAGUUAGAACAAAAAAUUUCCUAAAAGCUAAUUUAAAUGUAGAAAUUAGAUUUUGAGUCUUAAAUUAGUGAAUCUUAUUCAGAAUUUGAUAGGCAAGACUCAAUAAAAAAUUAAGAUUUAUAUUAUCUUAAAGUUAAAAGUAAUAAUUUUAUUUAUUUAAAGUUUAUUAAGACAUAAAAUUACUUUAACUGA